Messenger RNA from Salvia hispanica, 888 nucleotides. RefSeq names its product ER-based factor for assembly of V-ATPase. Gene Ontology annotation, cellular component: endomembrane system. Lineage: Eukaryota; Viridiplantae; Streptophyta; Magnoliopsida; Lamiales; Lamiaceae. The record is from RefSeq and is a predicted model, not a curated record. Gene Ontology annotation, biological process: vacuolar proton-transporting V-type ATPase complex assembly.
CUUUAUUUCUAUUCAAACACUAUGGCCAACGACGACGUUUCCGCCAAACUGCCACCGAUAACCACCACCGCCGCCGCCGUUAGCGGCAGCGGUGGCCUUAUCAUAUCAAUUAGCGAUGAGAUGCGCUCCUUCCUCACCACAUCUUCCGCCGAUUCACACCUAUCGGAGGAUCUCCGACGCCUUUCUUCCUCGCUUAGCCUCCAAUCGUCCGCACCUUACCAAUCCCUAAAAUCGAUCUGGCUCGGAUCCGAAUCAGAUUCAAGACCGCAUUUAUCCUCUCUCCUCGGCGGCUCUAAUUUCAUCUUCACCAGCCCCACGCCUCGCCAAAAGAGCGAGGAGCUGAAGGCGAGAUUGAGAAAGCUGGAGGAAGCAGCUGAGAGGAAAGCCUACGAUGAAUUGGUGAAGGACAUUACUCCCAAGAAGCCUGUGAAUGAGCCCUUUUCUUCUUAUAAGGAUCAAUUAGGCUUCGGAUUACAUGUUGUGGUUACAAUGUUUACUGGAUACUUGGUUGGGUAUGCAGCAUUCCGAGCCCUGUUUGGCAAAAGUCCUCCAAUGAGUGCUGCUGGAGGCAUCCUUGGUUUGGUCGGGGCCAUGCUAGUCGAGACGCUUCUGUUUAUACUCAGAUCUUCAGACCUAGGUGGUGAAUCCUCCCCAUCUUCUGCUUCCCGCCCUUCCAAUUUGAAGAUAAAGAAGAAUCAGUAGGUUCCAAUUAAGACAUAGUUCUUGUACUCAUUUACACGAUAGAAUGUUUUUUUGUAUUUCAUGAAGAUUGUGUUAUAGGUAAAUAGUUUAAAAUGAAGGCUAACUUGUUCUGGAUUUUCCUAAAGUUAUUUGUAUGUAAAUUCAAGGCUGGUUAUUGAUAUUUACUCAAAAGUUAUUUGCGUUGUA